CAACCAAACUCGAUUUGCGACGGGACGUCCCGAGCCAUCCUAAUCACGAAUAUGCAGUCCCUCGGAAAAAGAAAGAGAAGCGAGGAGGAUGACGUCGAAAAGGUUUUUGCCAAAUACUGGGGCGAGCUGCACCACGCCCUCAAGACCGCCAAAGGCUUUGAGAGACAGCGCCAGUCCAAGCGACUCCACGACCGAAGCACACCACAGGACAAGAAGGCCAGGAUAGAAAAUGAAAUUGUUGUUCUCAAGUCCCUCGACCUCUACCAGGCCGCCCAUGCCCACCUCUGCUUCUCCCUCCUUCGCAUCAAGCGCAUUGCCGAAUGCCCCAACCUUCCCGAGGCCGUGAAGCGCGGCGUCUCCAAGCCUGUGCUCACCGAAGAAGAACGAACUGCGCUGCACAACGUUACGAGCGCCCUCUGCGCUCGCCAAGAGGUCCGCACCGUCACAGACAAGGCGAUUACGGGGAUAUGCAAGGCGAUGGGCAUCGAGCCUCCUGAGAAGAAGGGCAAGAAGGGCAAGAACCAGCACAAGGAGAGGGACGAGUCAAAGACCAACGAGGCCAGAACAAAUGGAGACAACAAGACGGCCAAGGAUAAGAAGGAGGAAAAGGAAAAGACAAAGACCAAGGAGAAGCUCGCAAAUAAGGAAGCCGUAACAGAAGAAAACUUGGACGACGACGACGACGAAAAACCAGUCAAUGAGGAAGAGGAAGAGAAAAUUCUCUCCAAAUACGACGACUUGCUCGGUGGCUCGUCUUCCGAUUCGGACGCAGAUGACGAGGAAGAUGACGAGAGAUUUGCUUCCAAGGCUGCGGUCAAGAAGCGUCCUAUCGCAAAGGAGCUUGAUCCGAUGGAGAUUACAGAUGAUGAAGAUGGAGGCUACGGCAAUGACGGAGACCUAGACCCCAUGGAAAUUACCGACGACGAAGCCGACGACGGCGAUUCGGAACAAAAUGGCGACGGUUCCGACGACGAAUUUGAAGGGUUCAGCGACUUGGAGGACGAAGGAUCCGCCACCAAUCCCCAAGAAGAACGACCCGAAGAAGAAGACGAUGACGAGGAGGACUCGGACAACAGCGGCAUCGACGCCGCCCCCUCAAAAAAGAAGAGCAAGUCCUCCUCCUCAUCAACCGCCAAGACGGAAAAACUCCAAAACUUCACCAUGGACUCCACCUUCCUGCCCACCCUCAUGGGCGGCUACAUCUCGGGCUCCGAGUCGGCCUCGGACGUCGACGUCGCCCCUCCCCGCAAGAACCGCCGCGGCCAGCGCGCCCGCCAGGCCAUCUGGGAAAAGAAGUACAAGGAGGAGGCCAAGCAUCUGAAGAAGCAGCAGAAGGCCAGAGACGACGGUUGGGAUUUGAAGAGGGGUGCGGUGGAAUCUUCGGAUGGCAAGCCGUGGAAGAAGGGCAGUCUUCUUGACCUUAAAAAUAAGGGCAAGGGUGGUAGGGGCGGUGCUGGAGCUGCUGCUGCUGCUGCUGCUCCUCCGGCCAAGGCGCCCAAGAAGCGUGAUGAUAGCGGGCCGCUGCAUCCUUCAUGGGAGGCGAAGAAGAAGGCGAAGGAGAAGGAGAUGCUGUCGGCACCGUUCCAGGGCAAGAAGAUCACCUUCGACUAA
Messenger RNA from Neurospora tetrasperma FGSC 2508, 1611 nucleotides. RefSeq lists its product as uncharacterized. Bases 52 to 1611 code for a protein of 519 amino acids. Gene Ontology annotation, cellular component: nucleus; 90S preribosome. Gene Ontology annotation, biological process: maturation of SSU-rRNA. NCBI's taxonomy places the organism in Eukaryota, Fungi, Ascomycota, Sordariomycetes, Sordariales, Sordariaceae. The record is from RefSeq and is a predicted model, not a curated record. The transcript has 3 exons.